UGUCGUAAGAGCUCGCGGCGGGGUAGGCAGAGCUGGGAGCAGCCCCCCUGUUAAGUAGCAGAUUGUGUGGAGACUCUUCCCACUUGGAAGGAGGCUCGCCGACGCGUCUGGGAAGCAGAAAUCCGCGGAGCGCCCUGACUUCAACUCCGUACCACCUCACUCUCCCUUGUGUCGGGCUGGGGGUCUACAGCGAAACCUUUAUCCUUUUAAUUUUUUUUCUUUUUGAGCAAAACUAAAAUUCAGCCAGCCAUCUCUAUAGUUUCAUUCAUGCACUGCUGAGACCAGCGGAGCUGAAGAUGAAGAGCAGGCUCUCUCUGGCAGCGGUUGCUGCCGUCCUGGCACUGCUGCUGUCCUCCUCUCAGGCCCAGGAGCAAGUGGACUCUCCAUCAGACUUAAGAUUUAAGAUUUUAAGUGAGAACUCAGUGGAAAUGAUGUGGAGGAGACCACGGUCGAGGAUACAGGGUUACAGAAUAGAAGUGACCUCAGACACAGAAGAACCAACAAAAGAAUUUACUCUGCCUGCAUCUGCCACUAAGACCUCCAUUUCAGACCUGACUCCAGAUGUGGAUUAUGUCGUAACGAUAACUGCAUAUUCUGGAUCAGAGCAGAGUCUGCCCAUCUCCGGCCAGAUCACACUUGAAUCUAGUGGAAGCACAAGAGGAACUUCCAGGAAACCAGACUCUUCAGAUUCAGCCAGAUGCUCUGCCAGCGUCAUCGGCGAUGUGGUGUUCUUGGUGGACGGCUCCUGGAGCGUGGGCAGGCCAAACUUCAAAUACAUACGCUCCUUCAUCUCUGCGGCUGCCGGAGCCUUUCAUAUCGGCGAGGAAAAAACCCGGGUAGGCGUGGUCCAGUACAGUGAUGACGCCAGGACUGAGUUCAACCUGAACGAACACCAGACCAGACCGGCGCUUCUGCGGGCCAUCGGCUCAAUGCCGUACAAAGGAGGCAACACGAACACAGGUGACGCUCUGGACUACGUUUUGAGAAAUGUUUUCAGUGAGGCGUCCGGCGCCAGAAACAGUCUCCCCAAAGUGCUGGUGAUCAUCACAGAUGGCAAAUCUGAGGAUCCAGUGGCGAGCUAUGCCAAGCAGCUCCGGAGCACGGGGGUGGAGAUCUUUGUCCUCGGUAUCCAACAGGCAGAUGAAGAGGAGAUGAGGCUAAUGGCCUCUACCCCUUACAGCAGUCACAUCUACAGUGUGGCCACCUUCGACAUGAUAAAGAACGUGCAAAAACAGCUCAUUACUCGGAUGUGCGCUGGUGUAGAAGAUCAGCUCAAUGUGGUAGUCAGUGGAGACGAAUUUGUUGAGCCAGCCUACAAUCUCCAGGUCCAGGAGGUAAUCUCAAAGUCCAUGCGGUUGAUGUGGGACCCCUCUAUUGGAGAUGUUUCCGGAUACAAGAUUCAGCUGAUCCCCAUGAUGGCUGGCAGCAUGCGUCAGGAACUGUAUGUGGGCGCAGGCCAGACCUCGGUGGUAGUCCGAGGUCUCUCGGCAGAUACAGAGUACCAAAUCGUUCUGUUUGCCUUGAAGGGAUUGACACCCAGCGAGCCCAUCACGGCCAUGCAGAAGACUCUGCCAGUUAGAGUUUCACUGGAAUGUUCCCUUGGUGUGGAUGUGCAGGCUGAUGUUGUCCUUCUGGUUGAUGGAUCCUAUAGCAUUGGUCUGGCAAAUUUUGCCAAAGUAAAAGCAUUCCUAGAGGUGUUGGUCAAUACUUUUGACAUUGGGCCUGACAAAGUUCAGAUCAGCUUGGUCCAGUACAGCAGGGAUCCUCACCCUGAGUUCUACCUGAACACUCACCACGAUCUAAAUGCCGUGGUCAAGGCUGUGCGAAAUUUCCCAUACCGUGGCGGCUCCACCAACACCGGCAGGGCCAUGACUUAUGUCAAGGAGAAGAUAUUCCAGGCUGCCAGAGGAGCGCGUGCCAAUGUUCCUCGUGUCACCAUCCUCAUCACUGAUGGAAAGUCAUCCGAUGCCUUCCAAGAGCCGGCCACCAGGCUGAGAAAUGCUGAUGUGGAGAUUUUUGCUGUGGGUGUUAAGGAUGCUGUGCGAAGUGAGCUUGAGGCCAUUGCUAAUCCACCUGCAGAGACCCAUGUGUACACUGUAGAAGACUUUGAUGCCUUCCAGAGGAUUUCCAAAGAACUCAUUCAGUCCAUCUGCCUCCGGAUUGAACAGGAACUCCGCAACAUCCUCCAGAGACAACUGAUCUCGCCAAAGGACCUGACCUUCUCAGAGAUCGGCUCCAGAAGCUUUAGGACCUCAUGGAAGACGGACGCCACCAAUGUUGAGUCCUACCUGGUUCAGUUCAGGCCGGCAGAUGACCCCGACGGGCAUUUUGUGUCCAUGUCUGUGCCCGGAGACUCCCUCACUGCCUUCCUGCCCUACCUCAACCCUUACACUCGCUACGAAGUCAACAUCUACGCCCACUACGAGAAAGGGGAAAGCUUGCCUGUGACUGGCUAUCAGACCACGCUAGAAGAACAAGGCCCAGUUAGCAACCUCAGAGUAUCUGAAGAGACAACAGACAGCUUCAGAGUGUCAUGGCUAGCAGCUCCCGGACCAGUCAUUCGCUACCGACUCAACUAUGAACCGGUUGACGAUGAGAGCCGGAGGAUGGAGACGACCACCACUGGCAGGGAGAUAACCACCGUGCUCCACGAGCUUCGGCCUCAAACCACCUACCGCGUCACCGUCACUCCCGAAUAUCCGUCCGGCCCCGGAACGCCGCUACAGACUGUGGGCACUACCAAAGAAGAGGGGGGUCCUCCUAAAAACCUGGUCACCAGCGAUGUAACUGACACCAGUUUCGUGGCGUCUUGGACAGCGGCGCCUGGGAAUGUGAAUACGUAUCGUGUUCAGUGGAAGUCGAUGUUUUCCCAGGAGAUCCAAGAAAAAACGGUGCCAGGAGAUGAAACCAGCACCGUGCUGGAAGGUCUGACUCCAGAGACACUUUACCAAGUCUCUGUGGUCGCUGCCUACCGCCACAAAGAGAGCGAGCCACUCACGGGAUCAGAAAUCACAGAUGCCUCUGCUGAUGGGAAAAGACUGAGAGUGUCAGACGAGACAGAGAAAACCAUGAGAGUCACGUGGACGCCAGCGCCGGGCAACUUGCUCAACUACCGGCUGAAGUACGUUCCCCACAAUGGAGGCAAAGAAGUGGUCCAGAAAAUCCCUGCAAAGGCCACUUCUACCAUCAUGAAGAAUCUGAAGCCCGCGACCACAUACAAUAUCACCGUUCUGCCCAUCUACAAGCGCAGGGAAGGAAAAGCAAGGCAAGGAGUAGGAACGACACUGUCACCGUACAAGAGUCCCAGGAACCUUCUGACCUCAGAGCCCACCAGGACCAGUUUCAGAGUGUCCUGGGAUCCAGCACCUGGGGAAGUCAGGGGCUACAAAGUCACCUUUCACCCCACAGGGAAUGAUAUUGACCUUGAGGAGCUCCUUGUUGGCCCCUAUGAUAACACAGUUGUUCUAGAGGAACUCAGAUCAGGAACAAAGUACUCUGUCGCUGUGUUUGGGAUGUUUGAUGGAGGAGAGAGUUUGCCUCUUGCAGGAGAGGAAAAGACGACUCUCAAGGAUGAACCCGAAUCUCCUCAUGUCACUCUUUCUGACGCUCAGUGUAAGACCACAGCGAAGGCCGACAUCGUGCUGCUGGUCGACGGCUCCUGGAGCAUUGGACGCAUUAACUUCAAAACCAUCCGCAGCUUCAUUGGUCGCAUGGUCAGCGUGUUUGACAUCGGCCCAGAAAGAGUCCAGAUUGGUCUGGCUCAGUACAGCGGUGACCCAAAGACUGAAUGGCACCUGAACGCCCACCCCACCAAAGAAUCCCUGAUGAAUGCUGUUGCCAACCUGCCAUAUAAAGGAGGAAACACCAUGACAGGAAUGGCUCUGAACUUCAUCCUUCAGAACAACUUCAAACCCAACGUGGGGUUGCGUCCAGACUCCCGCAAAAUAGGCGUCCUGAUCACUGACGGAAAAUCCCAGGAUGAAGUCAUCGUAAAUUCACAGAACCUGAGAGACAGCGACAUUGAGCUCUAUGCUAUUGGUGUAAAAAACGCUGAUGAGAAUGAACUGAGGUCCAUCGCCUCUGACCCAGAUGACAUUCACAUGUACAACGUCAACGACUUCAAGUUCCUGCUGGACAUUGUUGACGAACUCUCUGAAAACCUGUGCAACAGCGUUAAGGGCUCAGAUGAUGAGUCAGUGGCGGCGCCCACCAACCUGGUGACCUCGGAGGUGACGCAGAGCUCUUUCCGCGCCACCUGGACUCCACCCGACGGUCCCGUGGACCAAUUCCGCGUCACUUACGUGAUGGCGGCCGGGGGACCCACCGAGGAGGUGCUGGUCGACGGAUCCGUGAACACCUUAGUGCUGCAGAAACUGUCGCAUCUGACCGAAUACAUUGUCAAUGUUUACUCUGUGGUUGGCGAGGUGAACAGCGAGCCUCUGAAGGGCACUGAGACCACAUUGCCGCUGUACACAGUGAAGAACAUGAACGUGUAUGACGAGACCUCAGUCUCCAUGAGGGUCAGCUGGGACGGAGUAGUCAGCGCCACCGGCUACAUGCUGCUGUACAAUUCCAUCAAUGCCUCCGAGCCUCAGCUGGAGAGUGAGCUACGUGUUGGAGAUGUAACCAGUACCCAGUUGGAGCAGCUGAUACCAAACACAGCGUACAACAUCAGAAUUUACGCUGUGUACGGAGAAGCCACCAGCGAGCCUCUGGAGGGCACGGGAGUCACCUUGCCCAGGCCGGCUGCCGGACAACUGAGAAUCAGUGACGUUACUCACAGCACCAUGAAGCUCAACUGGGAUGCUGCUCCUGGACCCGUCCGCAAAUACAUCAUCACCUACAAACCUGAGGAAGGAGAAGUGAAAGAGAUCGAAGUUAAUGGCGACAUUACCACCCUGGUGCUGUCCAGCCUCAUUUCCCAGACAGAAUAUGAUCUAGCUGUCACCCCGAUCUAUGACGACGGUCCCGCGACCCCGAUGCUCGGCAGCGCCAUCACAGAUGUUGUUCCUGCGCCCAAGAACCUGCGGUUCUCUGAGGUGACCCAGUCCUCGUUCAGAGUCACAUGGGAACACGGAGGCCCCGACGUGUCCCUUUACCGUGUUGGCUGGGUUAAAAGGGGGGAGACAGACUUCCAGCAGGAUAUCCUGAAUAGCGACGAAACCUCCCACGUUCUGGAGAAUUUGGAUCCUGACACCGACUACUCUGUCACCGUCACGGCCAUCUACCCAGAUGAGUCAGAGAGCGAAGAUCUGAUGGGAAAUGAACGCACACUGUUAAAGGCGCCAGUGCUUCCUGCGUCGCCCAAAAACCUGAGGGUUUUCAACGCCACCACCACCACACUGACGGCGAAGUGGGAGCCCGCCCCCGGCGCCGUCCAGAAUUACAAGAUCACUUACAGACCAGUCGCUGGAGGCGAUGCCCUCAUAACGCAGGUUGGAGGGAAGAAGACGAGCGUCAUCCUGCAGAAGCUGGAGCCUGACACGCCGUACUCCAUCAGCGUCGCAGCGGUGUAUGCCACCGGCAUCAGCAAAGAUAUCUCCGAAGAAGGAAAAACCAAGCCUCUGGGCGGAGUCAGGAACCUGCAGGUGCUGAACCCAACCAUGACCACCCUGAAUGUGCGCUGGGAGCCCGCCGAGGGCCGAGUGAAGGAGUACAGAGUCAUCUAUGCUCCUGCUGCUGGAGGAGAUGAGAGCAUGGAAACUGUGUCAGCGGGCACAACCACCACCACCCUGCGAGGCCUGCAGCCCGACACUCUCUACACUGUGACCCUGGUGCCGGUUUAUGCUGCAGGAGAUGGAAAGAGGAUGUCUGAAAAUGGAAAGACAAGACCUCUGGGAGGAGUAAAGAACCUGAGGGUGUCUGACCCCACGAUGACCUCUCUGAAUGUGAACUGGGAUGCUGCUGACGGAGCUGUUCGUCUCUACAAGGUCUUCUAUGUACCCAAAGCCGGUGGGGAAGAGCAGAUGGAACAAGUUCCUGCGAGCACCACAAACAUCAUCCUCAGGAACCUGAUGCCCGAUACUCCAUACACGGUGUCAGUGUUACCCGUUUACCCUGCCAGGGAAGGCAAACGCCAGUCUGAGGAUGGAAAGACAUUGCCAUUGAGCGGAGUACGUGGCAUUAGUGUGACCAACCCGACCAUCACCACCCUCACUGUGACCUGGGAUCCUGCUGAUGGCAACGUUCAGGGAUAUAAUAUCAUCUACGUUCCUGUGGAUGGAGGCCUGGAGAUUAAAGAGACCGUGUCUGAGAGUACCACCACAUUCGUCAUGAAUAAACUGCUGCCGGACACCCGCUACACCGUCACCGUGGUCCCCGUCUACGCCGAGGGAGACGGACCAAGCCUGUCUGAGACUGGCAAGACAAAGCCACUGGGCUUUGUGAGGAACCUGCAGGUGACCGAUCCCACCACCAGCACCUUGAACGUUCGCUGGCUGCCACCGGAAGGGAAUGUGCGCGAGUACAUCGUAAUCUGGGUGCCCACAGCUGGAGGAGAGCAGGAUGUGGACUCGGUUCCUGGAACCGCCACCAGCACGGUGCUCAAGAACCUGGAUCCAAACACAGAGUACACUGUCACCGUGGUGCCCGUCUACCCCGAGAUGGAGGGAAAGCCCAUGUCCGAAAAUGGGAAGACAAAUCCUUUGGGUGGAGUAAAGAACUUGAAGGUGAUCGACCCAACCAUCAACACUUUGACAGUGCGCUGGGAUCCAGCAGUGGGCAACGUCCGGACCUACAAGGUCUUCUACACGCCCCAACCAGGAGGAGAAGAACGCAUGGAGGAGGUGUCUGGUGGCACCACCACCACCAUCCUGAGGAACCUGGACCCUGACACCGCGUACAAGGUGGCGGUCGUUCCAGUCUACCCAGACGUGGAGGGCAUAAGGCAGGAGGAGAAGGGAAAGACAAAGGCUCUGGGCGGAGUGAAGAAUCUCCAGGUGACCGACCCCACCGUCAACUCACUGAGGGUCCGCUGGGACCCGGCUGAGGGCGACGUCAGACAGUACCAGAUCAUCUACGUCCCCGCCGCUGGAGGACAGGAGAGCGUGACUCAGGUGUCUGGGAUUACGACCAACACAGUGCUGAGAGAGCUGCGUCCAGAUACUGAGUACAAAGUGACACUGGUUCCCAUUUACCCCGACACGGAGGGAAAACGAGCAUCGGAGAACGGGAAGACCAAGGCUCUGGGCGGAGUGAAGAACCUCCAGGUCACUGAUCCCACCACCAGCUCCCUGAAGGUGCGCUGGGAACCGGCGGAGGGCAACGUCCGGCAGUACCGCAUCUUCUACGUGCCCGCGUCCGGAGGCGCCGAGGACAUGGAGCAGGUGUCCGGCGGCACCACCAACACCAUCCUAAGGAACCUGCUAUCAGACACUCCCUACACUGUGACCGUGGUCCCAGUUUACCCCGAAGGAGAAGGUCUCCGCCAGUCAGACAAGGGAAAGACACUUCCACGCAUGCCCCCCAGGAAUAUCAAGGUGUACAAUCCCACCCCCAACACCCUGAAUGUGCGCUGGGAGCCAGCCACGGGCCAGGUUCAGCAGUACCGGGUGGCUUACGCCCCCCUGACCGGUGCAAGCCCAUCUGAGUCGCUCCUGGUUUCAGGAAGUAUUAACAACGCCUUCCUGGACAACUUGAUACCGGAUACUCCCUACUCCAUCACUGUCACCGCUCUGUACGCCGACGGCGAGGGAUCAGCGGUGAAGGACAAUGGCAAAACAUUACCCCGUGCUGGUCCCAGGAACAUGCGUGUGUUUGACGCCACCACAAGCACCUUGACCAUCGGCUGGGAUCACGCUGAAGGGCCCGUAAGACAGUACAAGAUCUCCUACGCACCCAUGACUGGAGACCCCAUCACAGAGUCCACUCUGGUUUUAGGAAACAGAAACAAUGCCAUGCUUCAGAAUCUGCUCCCAGACACCCCAUACAACAUCACUGUGGAGGCCAUCUACGCCGAGGGGCCUGGAGGAUCCCUCAACGGGAACGGACGUACAAUCGGCAUGUUGAGUCCCAGAAACCUUCGGAUCUCGGACGAGUGGUACACGCGCUUCAGGGUGGCCUGGGACCCGGUGACUGCACCCAUCCAGGGAUACCGGCUGAUCUACACCCCUGCAGGCAUGAACCAGCCCAUCGACUUCUUCGUUGGAGACGUGAGCUCUUACACUCUGACCAACCUGCAGCCUGGAACCACCUACGACGUCAAAGUGCUGGCACAGUACACCAGCGGCGUGAGCGCGCCGCUCAUUGGCCAGGGGACGACACUCUACCUGAACGUAACCAACAUUGAGACCUACGCCAUCGGCCACGACAAGUUCUGCAUCAAGUGGACGCCACACAGAGCGGCCACGUCUUACCGCAUUAAACUCAACCCAGCGGACCCAUCCAGUAAAGGACAGCAUGAAAUCACCAUUCCCGCCGGCCUGCCUCAGUACUGCUUCGACGGACUCUCUCCCGAUGCUCUGUACACCGCAACUGUCUUCGUUCAGACGCCAAAUCUGGAAGGCCCAGGAGUCAGCACCAAAGCGAGGACCUUGCAGGAGCCAACUCCAGACCCAACAACCCCGCCUACUCCAACAGCUCCACCCACUAUCCCCCCUGGAUGGGCAGUCUGCAAAGGCGCCAAAGCAGAUGUGGUGUUCCUCAUCGACGGCUCGUGGAGUAUCGGCGAGGAGAGCUUCACCAAGGUGGUGCACUUUGUCUCCGACAUGAUUGCUGCUUUUGAUGUCAUCGGACCCUCAGGGAUGCAGGUGUCAUUUGUGCAGUACAGCGACAACGCUAAGACAGAGUUCCAGCUGAAAGCUUACAAGGACAAAGGCCUCGCCAUGGCCGCGCCUUCUUACAUUCGUUACCGAGGAGGAAACACCAAAACAGGAGAGGCGCUGAAACACACUUAUGAGAAGGCCUUCUCUCUUGAAAACGGGAUGAGGAGAAAUGUCCCCAAGGUGGUGGUAGCCAUCACUGACGGACGCUCUCAGGAUGAGGUGAAGAAGAACGCCGCCAAGCUCCAACACGCAGGUUACAGCGUCUUUGCCAUCGGUGUUGCUGACAUGGAUUUCAUCGAGCUGCAGCAGAUUGGCAGCAAACCCAGCGAGAGACACGUUUUCGUUGUGGACGACUUUGACGCUUUCAACACCAUCAAAGAAAACCUGAUCACCUUCAUCUGCGAAACUGCAACUUCCUCGUGCCCCUUAAUUUUUGUGAAUGGAUUUACUUCACCUGGCUUCAGGAUGCUGGAGGCAUUCAACCUGACGGAGAAGACCUACAGUUACAUCAAAGGCGUCUCCAUGGAACCCGGCUCCUUCAACAGCUACACAGCAUACAGACUUCAUAAGAACGCCUUCCUGACUCAGCCUACUACAGACAUCCACCCUCUUGGUCUUCCCCACGCCUACACCAUCAUCAUGAUGUUCCGCCUCCUGCCUGACACGCCCAAGGAGGCCUUCGACAUCUGGCAGGUGUCGAGCAAAGAUCACAAACCAGAGACCGGCGUCACCCUUGACCAGAAAAGCAGCAAGGAAAUGUGUGAUGUGGAGCAGCUGUGCCUCACUGCUCACUGCUGUGCCUCACCUCUGAUCGCUGACAGAGAAGAGUUUCUGCACAUCCUGGUUUCACCCACCAACGUCCAGCUCAACAUCGACUGCCAGGUAGUGGCGGAGAAGCCGAUCAAGGCCGCUGGAAACAUGUCCAGUGACGGCUACCAGGUCCUGGGCAAGAUGUCCAAAUCCAUCGGCUCCAAAGGAGAAUCGGCAACUUUCCAGCUCCAGAUGUUCGACAUUGUCUGCAACUUGGCCUGGACCAGCCGAGACAGAUGUUGUGACCUCCCAUCGAGGAGAGAUGAGAUGAAGUGUCCGUCUCUUCCUAACGCCUGCACCUGCACCUCGGAGGCCAAUGGGCCGCCAGGACCUCAGGGACCAGUGGGUGCCCCCGGCAGCAAAGGUCCCCGAGGUGAAAGAGGAGAGCCCGGUUCUGCUGGACCGUUGGGCCUGCGGGGAGAAAUUGGACCACCUGGGCCCAUGGGUCUGCCCGGCCCUCAAGGACCGAGCGGGCUGUCGAUUCCAGGAGAAGCUGGCCGUCCUGGACCAAAGGGAGACCCCGGUGAUUCAGGCUUACCUGGGCAGAAAGGUUCUCGUGGUCCUCCUGGUCCUGUUGGCCCAAUGGGACCCGCCGGAGUGAGGGGCCCUCAAGGAAAGGAAGGCCCAGCUGGACCUAGAGGAGCCCCAGGGCCCAUGGGACCUCCAGGAUCUCCUGGAGUACCAGGUACCACAGGAAAACCAGGAAAUCCUGGAGACUCUGGUCCUCCUGGUCCCAAUGGUCCAAAGGGAGACAAGGGAGAGAGAGGCGACUUUGCUCCUCAGAACAUGAUGCGAUCCAUUGCCAGACAGGUUUGCGGACAGUUAGUCCAAGAACAAAUGACUCGGGUCAACUCGUUAUUGAAUCAAAUCCCCAGCAACAUGUACCGCAACAAUAACCCAGGCCCUCCGGGCCCUCCUGGACCUCCUGGCAAUCAGGGACCCCGUGGAGAGCCGGGCGCCACAGGAAGGAACGGAUUCCCCGGAAGUUCCGGAUUGCCCGGCCAGCAGGGAGAGAGAGGUCCCCCAGGAGAGAAAGGCGAUCGAGGAACUUCAGUAGUUGGAGCGAAAGGACCGAGGGGACCUCCAGGUCCAUCAGGAGAGAGCAGGACCGGACCCCCAGGCCCUUCAGGCCCUGCUGGAUCUCGCGGACCUCCUGGACGUCCAGGAUACGCCGGAGUCCGUGGGCCUCCUGGACCUCCUGGAUACUGCGAUUCCUCUCAGUGUGUCGGUAUUCCUUACAAUGGGCAGGGAUACAUAGCAGGCCAAUACCCAUCUGAACCUGACACCCAAGUAGUCCAGUUCCCCGAGGAGGACGGCGAGUUGCAAAACCAGCGUCAAAAGAGAUCACUACCAAGAAAGACAACCAGCAGGCUAACAUCAUAAAGACAAGUAGCGUUUUCUUUAUCCGUUUAAUUUUCUUCACCUUAACCUGUGUUCGUUCAUGAAAUUAUAAAUAAAAAUGGGGUUUGACACCUCAAAUUUAUUGGGUAAUACAUUUCAGUGCCUAAAAAUCUAUGUGAAUAUUCUUUUUUGUGUCAGGCGAAGGGUUUAGACUGAUGAUGUUCGGGGGUGACUGGCACAAUUUUAAAAUAGACAAAAAACAAACUACAAAAACCUGUGAGCUUUCCUUUUCCAUUUGUCUUUUUGCUUGUAACAUAUUUGCAUUGAGUUUGUAUUGACUAGCAGUGUUCAACAGUGCACUCAUGGUAACAAGGCUAGCAAUAGUACAGCAGGAAGGAAAAUGUUCAGUGUCAGGACAUCACAUAUGAAAUGUUUAUUGUUUUGCUUUCACACUUCAUCCAGUAUGUUCAGUAUAACCUUUCUCAUUCAGUUCAUCUUUUAGGAGGUUCAGUUAAACACCGCUUUCAUUUUGUAUCUUUAUAUUUAUCAGUUUUCCUUUAUUCUGUCACAGAUAAUUUUUACCAAAGGUGGAAUUGCAUGUCUGUGGUGUAUAUUUAGUACAUGUUCACUACAUUUCAUCUUGUUUUAAUCAGAAUAUUUGUCAUCGUCAUUGUCAUCGUAUCAAAUGCGGUCAAAACCUGCAUGCAAGACUAUGGAAAUGGUCUUGCUGCUUCAUGUUUUAACUGCAGAUUGUGAAUUCCACAGCCUUAUUUUCUUAUUUAUUUCUGAAAACAGAAGAGGCAUUUUUCAAUAAAACUACUGAAAAUCCACUUUGGUGUGUUCAUUUCAUGUUAAAGGACAGAAGCCAAAAUAAAGCAAGU
This is a messenger RNA of Pundamilia nyererei, 11794 nucleotides long. It is a transcript of the gene col12a1b, whose product is annotated as collagen, type XII, alpha 1b. Lineage: Eukaryota; Metazoa; Chordata; Actinopteri; Cichliformes; Cichlidae. Gene Ontology annotation, biological process: cell-matrix adhesion; nervous system development; heart development. The transcript has 77 exons. The record is from RefSeq and is a predicted model, not a curated record. Gene Ontology annotation, molecular function: proteoglycan binding; integrin binding; extracellular matrix structural constituent. Bases 297 to 10955 code for a protein of 3552 amino acids.